Myiozetetes cayanensis is the source of this 6125-nucleotide messenger RNA. RefSeq names its product two pore segment channel 2 (gene TPCN2). The record is from RefSeq and is a predicted model, not a curated record. The transcript has 25 exons. Lineage: Eukaryota; Metazoa; Chordata; Aves; Passeriformes; Tyrannidae. Gene Ontology annotation, cellular component: lysosomal membrane. Gene Ontology annotation, biological process: monoatomic ion transport; transmembrane transport. Gene Ontology annotation, molecular function: monoatomic ion channel activity; voltage-gated channel activity. The coding region runs from base 39 to 2282 and encodes 747 amino acids.
UGUCCCGACCCGCGGCGGGAGCGCGGCCGGCGGUGCCGAUGGAGGCCGGCGCUGAGGCGGAGCCGCUGCUGCCCCCGCGGCGCUGGCGGGCGGCCCGCGGGCUGUGGGGGGCGGGCGGCGCUGCCCGCCGGGCCGAGCACGGUGCUGGAGCUGAUAAUGACCUUUACAUAAACCAAGCUGUAGUAUUUAUUGAAGAUGCAAUACAGUAUCGAUCCAUAAAUCACCGUGUGGACUCCAGAUCCCUGUGGCUUUAUCGAUGGUACUAUUCAAGGACCUGCCAGUGGAUUUUGAGUUUAACCAUCACUGUGAUCCUGGCUUUGGCUUUCGUUGAAGAGCCUUCUUCGCUCACUGUCACGUCGGACGUGCGGUACCGCCUUCCCCCUUGGAAUCCUCCCUGUGGCCUGACAGAGAGCUUGGAGCUGCUCUGCUUCCUGGUGUUUGUGGCUGAUGUGUCCGUGAAGAGUUACUUAAUUGGAUGGAAAGAAUUUUGGAAAAACAAAUGGCUAAUGGCUUAUAUACUGACAUUAACUGUCUCCCUGAUGGAUUGGAUUGUCUCGCUGAGUUUUUCCUGCAGGGAGAGUUUGAGAAUAAGAAGAAUUCUUCGCCCGUUCUUUCUCCUUCAGAACUCUUCCAUGAUGAAGAAAACGUUAAAAAGUAUCAACAGCACAUUGCCUGAAAUGGCAAGUGUUGUUCUGCUGCUGGCUGUUCACCUGUCUCUCUUCACCAUGUUUGCCAUGUUGCUGUUUGCUCGAACAAAGGAUAACCAGCAGGAUAAGGAGUGGGUGGUGUAUUUCCGGAAUCUGCCGGAUUCACUGACAUCCCUGCUGGUCCUGCUGACUACUGCAAAUAAUCCUGAUGUGAUGAUUCCUGCAUAUUCCAAGAAUCGAGCGUAUUCCAUCUUCUUCAUCCUCUUCACUGUGCUAGGCAACUUGUUUCUGAUGAACUUGCUCACAGCAAUAAUAUACAACCAGUUUCGAGGAUACCUCCUGAAAUCAGUUCAGUCCUCCCUCUUCAGGAGACGGCUGGGAAUCCGGGCUGCCUUCGAAGUGCUUUCUACCCUGAAAGAGACUCCUGCCAGUGCCCAACAGUCCUAUGUCAGCACUGGGGCCUUACAACAAGUGCUGCAGAAAGUUGAGAUGGAUUCUCGCUGCAAACAAGCCAUCCUGAGAUCGCUCAAAAUGUGCUCCUGUGACCAACUGUCAGCUGCCCAGUUCCAGAAGCUCUUUGAAGAACUAGACAAAGAUGCCAUUAAGCAACAUCCUCCCAGUCCAGAGUACCAGUCUCAUUUUAUGCAGAAAUUGCAGUUUGCCUUUGGCCAUCCCUACUUUGGUUACUUGGGGAAUGUGGUAGCCCUUGCAAACAUUAUUUCUAUCUGUGUGGUUUUGGUGAUGGAUGCAGAUAAACAGCCUUCUGAAAGAGAUGACUUCUUCCUGGGGGCCAUCAACUGCUUCUUCAUCCUGUACUAUCUACUGGAAAUGUUGCUGAAAAUCUUAGCAAUGGGCUUGAGAAGAUACCUGUCUUACCCAAGCAAUAGAUUUGAUGGACUUCUGACUGUAAUUUUGCUGAUUUUGGAGAUUUCAACUUUUGCUGUGUAUGGAUUUCCUCAUCCUGGCUGGAGACCUGAGUUCAUGGGCUUAUUAUCCCUGUGGGAUAUGGUGCGAUUGGUGAACAUGCUGAUCGUGUUCCGCUUUCUGCGGAUCAUCCCCAACAUGAAGUUCAUGGCUUUGGUUGUCACUACGUUGCUGGAUCUGGUAAAAAACUUAAGAGCCUUUGCAGGAAUCCUUGUGGUGGUUUUCUAUGCAUUUGCUAUAACUGGCAUAAUGCUAUUUCAAGGUGCUGUCGUUCCCUUGGGAAAUACCAGUGCUGCCAACACCACCUUUGAUAACAGCACCUUGCAGUGUGGGACCUACGAGCAGCUGGAAUAUUGGCCCAACAACUUCGAUGACUUCGCUGCAGCAGUGGUGACCCUCUGGGAUGUGAUGGUGGUGAACAACUGGCAGGUCUUUUUGGAUGCCUUUUCAAGAUAUUCCAGUCCGUGGGCAAAGGUCUAUUUUGUAGCCUGGUGGUUGAUCUCCUCUGUCAUCUGGGUGAAUCUCUUCGUAGCUUUACUUCUGGAGAACUUUAUUCACAAGUGGGACCGUCGCUGUCAUCGAGAGUCUCUUUCGGAUAUUGAAUACCAGAGGACAGUGGAAUUAAUGUUCAGAGAUGUUUUGGAAGAACCUACAGAGGAGGAGUUGAUGGAAAAGCUGCACCAGCACCCACACCUGCAGUUAUGUAGGUGACUGGUGGGGAGGACUGAUUUGUUUAGACCUCUGUUUUCUUGAGGUUGUCUGCUGGAAGAUAACUGAAUGGAUUUUCUGUGAGAUGCUGUUUAGGAAGAGGGGCUUGUAAGACAGCAUGUGAGGUUUUGCUUGGCAAUUCUCUGCAGAAAGUGUUUUUUAUUAUUUUUGGGUUCGUAUCUUUUUUGCAAAAGGUUUGAACCUUGCUUUUUUGCAAAAGGUUUGAACCUUGCUAACUUGACUUGAUUUUAAGUUGCAGUUUUAGAGGAGUCUUGCAGCCGUUAUUUUUAUAGACUGUUGAUAUCGGAAUAUGUUUUAUUUUCUUUUUUAAGAGGGAACGUGUGUUUAAAAUGACAGAGCACUUUAAAACAUGAACUUUAUAACCACUAAGCCUGCUACUUUCUUCAGCACAGGAAAAUGGAACUGCCUUUUCUGGCAAUGUGGCAAGGGCUAUGCCCUGCAAGUCAUGAAUGGAUUAGGCAGGACCGGAACAGAAUCCUUAAUCUUUUUGUAGUGAGAGUUGAAACACUAUUUUUGCUGUAAUGUGACACCAGCGUAUGUCACUGGAUUUUCAGGAGUUAAUCACGUUGGAACACAAUCUAUUUCAGCUCAGGAACAGGGGCUGCCUGCUUGGCACAUCCUCUGGUUUCCUUUGCUUUUGAUCAAGAGUUGGUGCUGGUUGUGCCGUGCCAGUCACUGUGAGAGCAGCUCCAACUGCGACUGGAGCAAUUGCACUCGUGGUUUUCCAGGUGGUAAAACUGAGCUCUUCUGGACUCAAUAUUCUCAGGCUGCUUUUUAGUGAACCUCUUCCUUUUACUUUGCUGUCUCACGUUCCAUGAAAAAGCUGAACUUUGGCCGGAAUGUUGCGCCAUGAUCGCUGCCAGUCUCCCACUUAAAAGGGAGGGAAGAAGAGGGAGGGAGGGGGGAAAAAAAGGUUGAAUGGGAUAAUCAAAGUGCUCAGCAGUUCAAAUUUUAGUUCAAGUCUGUGGGAAUAGAAGGUGCUCAACCAGUAUUGCAGGAUCACAAGCUUUUAUGGCUUAAUGACCCCACGCUCUAUAUCGCUGAUUUUCACCCAGGUAAAACUUUUUUGGGUAAGUAUAAUUUUGUCAACAAACCUGAAGUGGAGAAUCCACGUCAGUGUGCUUUUCACUGUCCCUCAGUAUUCCUCUGAAAAGGUGAUUUUGUUUGAAUCUUUGUCCAGUGAAUUGCUAUGAAGGUCAGAACGAAUCCCAGCUGCUGUUUUUUAGAUGUAAAAAUGAAACUGCUCUUUGAGGUGCUGCCUUCUCACCUUGUCACCAAAACAGACGUUGUUGUGGUCACCCCUGCAGGUGACCCCAAGGGCUUGGGGAGGGUAAUUUGCCAUAAAACACUGCUACUGUUUAUAAGUGAUUUGAUUCUUUUUUUAGAGAAACAGUUUUCAAAAGUGCCAAGCAAUCGUCCUGUAUACUUUUCUCCUUCUUUUUAACUCAUUAGCCUUUCUUUCUGUCCUGCACGAGGGAGAGGAAACUAUCCAGGAUGGUGGUGCAUUUUCACUCAGAAGCUUAUUUUUGCCUUGUUGUCUCACUGUUCAGAAGUGGCUUAAAUAUUCUUAUCUGUCUGUUUCUUUAUCUUUUUGCUUGUAUUUUUGUUUUUGCUGUGGAGUAAAAUGUGUCGUAGCUUUUAUAUGUGUAGAACAAACCUGAACUGAUUUCUGGGCUAAUCCUGCAAUCUUUCUUUGCUUUUGUAAUCUUGCAUCUUAAGCCAGGCCCUUGUCUGUGCUCAGUCUCUUGUCUCUCUUCCAGAUUAAGCUCCCCAGGAACUCACUUGCACUGGUUCCAGUGGCAUCACUGUGCUUAUUUUCAGUCAUGCACUUAAAAAACACUCAUCAUGGCAGGCUGAUAAAGGCAUCAGCACUGUUUUUUCUAGGUUUGAGUUUGCUCUCUUUUCCAGUAUGGCUUUAUUGUCAGGAUGGUUUCUGCUCCUUCUGGCAUGAUGUAUAAUCACUUCCACCAGUUUAUUGGCACUUAUCGCACAGUGGUUAAAUGGUUAAUUUUACCUUUUUACUGAAAAUAAAAAGUUAUCUUUUUUUCCACUCUUCUGAAUACUUGAAGUAGCUUUGCCUUGCCAAAAAAAGAAGUGUCCAGUUCUUACCAGUUUAAUUAAUUUUUUGGCCUCCUAAGCUUUUUGGGUUUGUUUUCUUUUUGUUUGCUUUUGGUUUGUGUUGUGUUUUUUUUUUGCCAUUACAUUCCACUACAAUCUACCAAAGCAACACAAAUCGGUGUAGGAUUAUCAUAAACAAAACAACUGUCUCCAUUAUGCUUUCUUUGCAUCUGGACAAUGUGAAGAAGGCAUUCUGAAGGGAGUAGUCUGUCUUAUUCUUGUUUUCACAUUGGUGUAAUUGCCUGAAAGGGUGACUAGAAUUUAAUACAAAAUUGUGCUACCUAAUGUCACUUGAACUGGAAGAUGUAAAUGACCACAUUAUGCAAUAACUGUAUAAAUCAUGCAAAUGACUGUACAUAAUCGGGUAUUACUUGAGGAUGGCAUUAUUAAAAAGAGUUUUUCUCAAACCAUGGAAAUAACUGGGGUGUUGAAAUGGUUCUUGUGGUUUGUUCCUUGCCUUUCCCUUGCUACUGGUUUCUGCAGUGCUCAGCAUCUCUGCUCCCAUUGUCUCUGCUGGUUAAAGGCUGGGCCCGUGGAGGAGGUUACCUGCAAGUGGGACAUAUCUGCCUGGUUUCAAAAUGCAGCACCUAAAGGAUGCUGCCCUGUUCUUCUCCAGCUCUAGAGGCACAGAGUAUCAUCUGUAGAGGUACUUGGCACACUGAAUUUUUAAGGUGAAACCUCACUGGAACUGAGCAUCGAGGGCACUGAGCGUUUUGAUUUUCAUUUGUGCUUCAGCCUCUGCAAACCAGGUAUCCCUUCAUCUCUUCCUGGAGAGAUCAGUGCCAAAAGCAUUCUGCCAGCAUUUCACCUGGAGCAGAUUUUGCACGUGAUUUAGCAGAGUUCGUGGCAUUCCUUUGGAACAGGUUCUGAUUUAGAAGAUGGUGGAUUUUCUUAAGGGCGGAACAAAAUCAAUUCUGGGUCAGGCUGAUGUCUCUGGCUGCAGUUGUUGUGCAGAUUCUCAGGUGAAACAUGUGAAAGCCAAAGCACAGAGAAGAUCAUCUUGUGUUACUAAACUGGGAUCAGAUUUUUCUGGCUUCUGAAGGAGGACCUUAAUCACCUAAUUAAGGCUAAUUUGAGAUUCCUCAGCUAUUUUAUUUUUCCUUCUUGAUUUACUAUGAAUUUUUUUGUUGCUUAAAGGUUUAGGAUAAGGAGGGAGAGGGUGGAUGCAAUUGAAGUGUUCCUGAUUCUUUUAGUAAAAAUACAGAAAUGCAGUGAUAAACCUCACAAGCACCAUUAACUGUGAAGUAAAGUGGUCGAGCUGCAAACAGGCAGCUGGAAUAACUUAGGAAUUACAGACAAAGGAAGAAAUACUGUCUUGAGUGUCAAAGGGUUUAUAUGAAUAUAUGACAAGUGCUUUCAUGGCCUCUUUUGGGGUUAUGUGUAACCUCUGCUGACACAUUUUGGGGAACGUUGCUUUUUAUCCCUCCAGCACUUCUUACUGUGCACAAAAAAAACCAGGGACAUAAAAAACCAUAGGAUAAAGUAGUUCCUGUGGGAAAGUGAUGCAGGGUAUAGAUUAAUUAACUCUCAUAUGUGAGGUAAAUGUGUCUGUUACCCUGGUAGAUGGUUUAUCUUUGCACCAGCCUGUAUAUUAAGAGUAGUACACACAGCCUUUUGCUACUGUUUAACAUUGUGCUUUAGUCAGGUGAAGUAAUUCCAGAGCUCUGUCUUGGGUUUAUAUUGAAAACAAAAAUAAAAAUAGGUGUU